GCUUUAGAUCUACCUGGGUGGUCCAGAUGGAUAAACAUGAUGCGACGCACUAUUUCAUUCAUUAAGUCCACCAUCCUGUUAUUAAAGAGCUACACAUACAUAUACUGACACAGUUUUUGUACUAUAAUGCACAACAUGUUGCAACCGAAACUGAACAAUAAUGUACGUUUAUGCCUUUUCAGCACAUGUAGUGAGUAAAGUAAUAGUGAGUAAAAAGCGCUUAACUUACAUGCAAACCCACAAUCAUCUACACAAGUUAACCACAAAGAAAACACGCUGGCUGCAACAAUGGCGACACCAAAACAAAACAAGGCAAUCCUCACUGGCGACCACCCACACACUGAAGGAGUCUGCUAGGAGAGGGAGAGAGAGAGAGAGGGAGUUAAAGCGGAGGUGGGAGGAGGACGCCAUUGCAGCCGCAGCUGGCCGUUUGCGAUUCGCCUGAGGACAGACAAACUUAAAGAUGUCGAGGGGCUUUCAGAGAUUUCUCACACUCGGCUCUCGGGGACUGGCUUACAGUGUGGAAACAAACAAGUAGGAUGGACAGUCUGCAACUGUUGGGGGAGAAAAUGUGGAGCCACAGCGUCGAACCAAAUCAGCCUCCUACCAUUCCUUCACCUGUCCGGUGGCCCAGUCUCUCACCAUGAACACCAGUAGGAACUGCACCGGGGUCGGGAAUGGUGAGGGUCUGGCUGCCCUGGAGUCAGUCUCCAUCGUGACCAUCACUCUCCUCGCCUGCCUGGGGAAUUUCUUGAUCGUGGCGACCCUCUAUCGCAGGCCCUAUCUGCUCACCCCCAGCAACAAGUUUGUGUUCAGCCUGACUCUUUCCAACCUGCUGCUGUCCAUGCUGGUGCUGCCGUUUGUGGCUGUGAGCUCAGCAAAGAGAGAGUGGGUGUUUGGGGUGGUGUGGUGCAACCUCACCGCCCUGCUCUACCUGCUCAUCAGCUCUGCUAGCAUGCUCACCCUCGGCGCUAUCGCCAUUGACAGAUACUACGCGGUGCUUUACCCGAUGAUCUACCCCAUGAAGAUCACAGGGAACAGGGCGGUCGUGGUCAUCGCCUACGUGUGGUUGCACUCCCUGGUGGGCUGUCUGCCUCCUCUGUUCGGCUGGUCCUCCUUUGAGUUCGACUGUUUCAAGUGGACCUGUGUAGCCUCUUGGCACAGGGAGCCGGGCUACACAGCCUUCUGGGUUACCUGGUGCAUGCUCCCCCCCCUCUUCAUCAUGCUGGCCUGUUACGGCGUCAUUUUCCGCGUCGCCCGCAUGAAAGCCCGGAAAGUGCACUGUGGGACCGUUGUUGUGGCCCAGGACGACUCCGCUGGAGCACAGAGGAACGGACGCAAGAACUCAAGCACCUCCACUUCCUCUAAUGGAAGCCGGCGGAGCCUUGUGUAUGCAGGGAGUCAGUGCAAGGCCUUCGUCACCAUCUUAGUGGUGAUAGGGACUUUCCUCGUGACCUGGGGGCCGUACGUCGGGGUGGUGUGUACGGAGGCCUUGUGGGGACAGGGGAGCGUUUCUCAGGGGCUGGAGACUCUGGUGGCGUGGCUGUCCUUCUGCAGCGCUGUGUGUCAUCCGCUGAUCUACGGCCUUUGGAAUAAGACAGUGAGGAAGGAGCUGCUGGGGAUGUGCUUCGGAGAUCGCUACUACAGAGAGUCGUUCGCCACGCGACAGAGGACGUCCCGCCUCUUCAGCAUCUCCAACAGAAUCACAGAUUUGGGUAUGUCGCCUCACCUGACAGCCAUGCUGGCCGGUGGAGGGCAUCUGCUGGCCCCCGGGAGCAGCACAGGAGAUACUGGUUUCAGUUUCACUCAGGACUCAUGCACAGACGUGAUGCUGCUGGAGAACUUCUCCACAGACGGCUCCUCCCAUCCACAAAUCCACGGGAAUCCGUCCGGGAAGAGGAGGAGCUCAGUCACCUUUGAAGACCAGGUGGAGCAUUCCAAAGCUGAAAACACCAACACAUCCUCGCUCCAAGUCCAUGCAGAGGUGCACAAAUCUCUCGACACCUUCGCCUCCUGCCUGGCAAAGGCUAUCGAGAGCGACGCCAAGCUCACCCUGUUUGGGGACGGGUUGGCUCUGCCGGGGGGACUGUUCACAACCAGAGCACCGCCGAGACCCAGAUACCUGGACGGCCAGAGACUGAGGCUGGAGAGUAUCGAUGAAGGGAUCGUCAAAGAUGACAGAGAUGAAGAAGAGCAGGAUGUGGAGGAAAAACCAGCCUGAACUCAGCUGGCUCGCUUACGAUCUCACUCAGUUUUAUCUGUGGACUGCGGGCGCUUCACACCCGGAACUCGUAAACACUUUUAUAUGAACUGUGACCACUCGUCAUGCUCUAUGGUGCAGUUUACAAAGUCUGAUCUCCACACUUGGGUACUCCAUACUUGAAGUUAUUAAGAAACAGGAAGUGCACAUUAUUCAUUCCACUGUGUUGGACCAAGUGCACGACGUCAGUGUCUUUGCAAGCUUUUGUUUGAAACAAUGCAUCAUAUAGGAAAGCCUUAACUACUGUAACCUACAUGGUCUGAUUAUUGUAGUAAGUUGUUUACAAUUAUAUUUUAUUAUAAUUGUAUUUUUCCAGAACUUUCAAGGUGUGCCUCAUUAUGGCAGGACAGUACAAAAAAAACAAACUAAUACAUCGUAGUUUCUAUCUCACAAAUAACUCUCAAACGUUAUUUGCUUCAUUUUUAUGACUCAUUUCAUGUUGAAGAAGGUGAUUAUUAUUAUUAUUAUUAUUAUUAUUUUGUCUGUUUUUAUAUAUCAAAGCAGUGAUGUAGUUAAGACCAAAUAUGGUAAAAACAAAGUGGAUUCAUGGGUACAUGACGUCCGACUUUUAUCAAUAUUUCAGGAUAGUUAAAUUAAUGAUGUCAUUGUGCACAGUGCUGUAAUGAGCAGUGAGAAGCAUGUCUGUAAAUGAAAGUCAACUUAAAUAGAAAUUGUGAUCAAUGUCCAAUCAGUAAACCAAAAUUGUUUUUUUUAACUACAACACUGUCUUUUAGUAAAUACUGAGUGGUACAUGUGUUUACCUCAGUUUCUACUCCUUCACCAUCAGUUAUAAAUGACACUCAGAGUACUUUUGUAAUAAUUAGAGCACAACUACGGUGCUUCAGUCUUACCUCGUAUUUUCAUAUUAUGUUUGAACGGUACUAUUUUUAUAAGAAAAACUAUACACCUGAGAAGUGAUGUAACCUUUUGAUUUUCACUAUACAGUAACUAUUAAUACUUGUAUUAAGAUUCUAUUAAAUUUCUUUUGGGUUUUUUUUUUUACAUAAAAUUUUCUGAACAAACUUGUUUUUCCUGUUUGUGUGAGUAGUUCAGCUAAACCAUAUUGUUCUGCGUGUCCCUGUGUUCAACUUGCAGCCUGUCAGUCUUUGAAUCACUGCAGGACUCGGCGUGCAGAGUACAGACGGUUUAUUUCUGGAAUGAAUUUAAGUUCAUUCAUUUGUUGGUAAGAGGCCAGUUGCACAGUCGCCCAGCUCUGAAUGCAGACAUCUUUGAGAUGCCAUUUAGCUUUAUUUUCUUCCAAAUUUUGUAAAAGAUUAAUUUAUUGACAUAACCAUUUGGGGAGAACAACCAAGCUUUGUUUUCUUUUUUUUUCUCCAACAACAAAAUUAAAGCAUUCUCCAAGUAUGGUUUA
Molecule: messenger RNA, 3632 nt
Organism: Thunnus maccoyii (southern bluefin tuna)
Lineage: Eukaryota; Metazoa; Chordata; Actinopteri; Scombriformes; Scombridae
Gene: gpr161b
Product: G protein-coupled receptor 161a
Exons: 6
Coding region: 644-2221 (525 amino acids)
Biological process (GO): G protein-coupled receptor signaling pathway
Cellular component (GO): membrane; recycling endosome
Molecular function (GO): G protein-coupled receptor activity
Source: RefSeq, a predicted model, not a curated record